Molecule: messenger RNA, 297 nt
Organism: Suillus fuscotomentosus
Lineage: Eukaryota; Fungi; Basidiomycota; Agaricomycetes; Boletales; Suillaceae
Exons: 2
Coding region: 1-297 (98 amino acids)
Source: RefSeq, a predicted model, not a curated record
AUGCAAAAUCCAGGAGGACGUCAGACACAACAAGUUCACACUAACCUGUCUUUGCGGUCUAUCCGCCACAUAGGCUCCUUGCAAGAUAAGGAUGGGCUUCCUGCUAACCGUGUGUCGAAGGUGGUCAAACAUAGAGCAUUGGUUCUGCAAGCAGCCAGCUGUAAACAGUGGCGGGAGACUUGCCUACAAGCAAUGACAAAUGAAGAGCGUCAAGCUCUAGAAGCUCUCAGAGAUCCCCUAACUUUUCCACCUAACAUUGCUGAGGACUCCGAAGAUUUCAAUCUUGGCGACAUCUAG